Messenger RNA from Toxotes jaculatrix (banded archerfish), 4550 nucleotides. It is a transcript of the gene ttl, whose product is annotated as tubulin tyrosine ligase. Gene Ontology annotation, biological process: protein modification process. NCBI's taxonomy places the organism in Eukaryota, Metazoa, Chordata, Actinopteri, Toxotidae. The record is from RefSeq and is a predicted model, not a curated record. The transcript is spliced from 7 exons. Bases 591 to 1820 code for a protein of 409 amino acids.
CGGCCGCUAAGCUUCAAAGAAUAAAGCACACGCCGCCGCUGGAAAAAAUAGGUUGCGUUUGUGAUUUUUAUGUAGCUAAUAAACCAGUCGGUUAACGUUUCCUAUACUUUCUUAUUAAAGUAUUUGUUACUGAGGAGGGAUACCAGAAAAGUUUCCUGGAUAGCUGUCCACAUUGGUCGCAGUCCGUUAGCUGUAGCUAAACUGGAGACGGGAUGUAAAUUAAUCCAGACGGGACCAGCCCCAGGAGCCGGUAGCAGCAGUCAGUCACACCCUUGUCUAGGGACACUGAAGGAACCCUGUUUGCUGAGCAACAUGAACUUGCUGUUCUUCACAUGUUGUGCGCUUUUAUACAAAUACGCGUUAGCCUCAAAGUGCUGAAUUGGAGUUUCAGAGCACCAGUGCAUGUUAACUGGGGAGUGUGGACUGGAUAUGACUGACUCAUCAUCAUGGCACGGACAGAGGAGAUAACCCCGAACCGUCUCUCUGCUGCAGUGCCAACCAGGCAGCCUCACGACUAGCUAGACAGCUAAGUUCUUUCCACAUUCAGUCGUUUAUACUGUAUUCUGACCCCUCGCAGUCAAAGAGGCAUCAUGAAUGCCCCCAUGUACACCUUUGUCUCUCGUGACGACAACAGCACGGUUUAUGCAGAAGUUUCCAAAAUCCUCCUCUCAACCGGACAGUGGAAGAGGCUGAAGAGAGACAACCCCAGAUUCAACUUAAUGCUUGGUGAACGGAACAGACUGCCCUUUGGACGUUUAGGUCAUGAACCAGGGCUGGUGCAGCUGGUCAAUUACUACAGAGGAGCAGAUAAGCUUUGCAGAAAGGCGUCCUUGGUCAAGCUAAUAAAGACCAGCCCAGAGCUGUCCGACUCCUGUAACUGGUUCCCAGAAUCCUACAUCAUCUACCCCACUAACCUCAACACCCCUGUUGCUCCAGCUACAAAUGGCAUUAGCCAUCUUAAGAACAAUCCCAAGACAGAUGAGCGGGAAGUUUUCUUGGCCUCUUAUCACUCUAAAAAAGAGAGUGGGGAGGGAACAGUGUGGAUAGCCAAGUCUUCUGCUGGAGCUAAAGGUGCUGGGAUUUUGAUAUCCCACGAUGCUAAUCAGCUGCUGGAGUACAUUGAUAAUCAGGGACAGGUUCAUGUCAUUCAGAAGUACCUGGAGAAACCUUUACUUCUGGAGCCGGGACAUCGGAAGUUUGACAUCAGGAGCUGGGUGCUAGUGGACCAUCAGUACAACAUCUAUUUAUACCGGGAGGGUGUGCUGCGGACAUCCUCAGAGCCCUACAACAGCUCUGACCUCCAGGACAUGACCAGCCACCUGACCAACCACUGCAUCCAGAAGGAGCACUCCCAGAACUACGGACGAUAUGAGGAGGGGAACGAGAUGUUCUUUGAUGAGUUCAGGCUGUACCUGCUGAACACGCAUGGUGUCACCCUGGAGACCACCAUAUUACCUCAGAUCAAGCAGAUCAUAAAGAGCUGUCUGACAUGUAUUGAGCCGGCAAUCAGCACCAAGCAUCUGUCCUACCAGAGCUUCCAGCUCUUUGGAUUUGAUUUUAUGGUGGACGAGAGCUUCAAAGUGUGGCUCAUUGAGAUCAAUGGAGCUCCGGCCUGUGCACAGAAACUAUAUCCAGAGCUAUGUCAAGGUAUCGUGGAUGUGGCCAUCUCCAGUGUCUUCACCCUGAGUAGCAGCAGUGACUCCUCAUCUGCCUCCUCCUCUCCUUACUCCUCCUCCCCAUCCUCCACGUUCACCACCAAUUCCUGCUCUUCUCCCAAACUGAGAGCCCCUCUUCACGUGGGCCCUUUCACGCGACUGUAAGCUCAAACACAAAUAUUCCCAUCGUCUCCACCAAACUAGAAGCUUUCUCAUGCUCUGUCCUCACUCCUGGACUACCCCAGAGAAGUAGCACAUGCCAGCAAGCCGAGCCUUUAAUUGAACCUUGCCUGUCACGCCUGGACGUAGUCUUUCCUUUUUAUGGAAAUCACUGAACUGCAGAAAUGAUCUCUGCCCUUCUCAUUAUGCAUAUUAUGAACGUGAGGAUGCUGAUGAACUGAUCAGCAGAGUCUGUGGGAGUAUCUGAAUGAGGACAGACGCCCUUCCAUGUCAGUUCCACCACCACCGGUUUCUCCCUAAGCAGAUUAAUGGAGGUCUGAAGGAUGCAGAGAGGCUCCAAGCGAGACUGUAGUGCCUUACAUUUCCAGCCACGCUCCCUUAAAAAGACUGCCAGUUAGCUUGCUCUGUUUAUCGUGACUUGUACUUGUUCUAUAAGCCUUUGCACAGUUGCUCAAUAAAAUCACAGCGGUCAUGAUCCGUCCACAAGAGUUAGCAGAAAACAGAUUCCUUGAUAUUGGAGAUCUUUGUCAAUUUGUUAUUUUCUCAUCAGGCACUUUUCUUAUAUUUUUAUCACUUUUUUAUAGCUUACCUGCAGCCAUCAUUUUCCAUUCUUUGGAAAGAGGAAUGCUAACGGUGAUGAACAAGCUGCAGGGAACAAUAUGAUUAAACUUAUGACUCUUAUAUUAGCUAAUGUAUUAACCCGAUAUGUCUGAUGAGCUAAACGUUCAAGAUGUCAAGUUUCCCUUGAACAACAACAUUCCUCUAACCUGAUCAUGUGGACUCUACAUAUUAUUUACACUAAGGGCAGCAGGGUGGCACAACUGAGCAGGGAGACCAUUCUUUUGCGUAAAUACCCAGGUUUGUAUCUGUCCCAGCAGGCUCUGCCAAAAUGUCCCUGACCUCUGACCUCUCUAUGGCAGCGAGGAAAAAAACUAAACGACUCCCUUUGUGGGUUCAGUGAAGUAUUAGCUGACUUUAUUUUGUUUUCAACAAACUCAUCACAAAAAAAUUGAGCUCAUCUGAAGACACCUUGAUGUUUUGUCAUUUGAAGAGAGCAUGUUUGUGUGAAAGCAUGUAGUAGUGUGCAUCCUCAUAAACAGCACCUUUUGCCCCAGUUUGCAAAGAGCUGCCCUGAUGUCUGUGUUCUACUUCUAAUUUAGGAAAAGACUUUAGACUGUAAUUGUAAAGUGUUGUCAAGUGUGUGGAUUAUGUUUUUGAACCUUUUGAAAUGAAAGUAGAGUAGAUUGUUAAAGUGUGUUCUUGAGUAUUAAAAUCAAGACCCCAUCAAAUGAAACUGUCUUGACACAAUAAACAUUUGCUUAUAAGAGAGCUGAUGGAGACCAAAAACACACAACCCUCCAUCACGCUUCUGGUCUGGUCUGGUAAACAUGCCGAACAUGUUGAGUGUGUCACAGAAAAGUCACAGUGUACAAACACACAUCAAUUCAAAGCUUUCUCUUCAGUCACUGUCUGAUUUGCUUUCUACACUAGGUUUUUAGGUUUUAUUAUUUUUUUGUUUCAUGGGGUCAUUAAAAUAUUUUAUUUCUUAACAUUUAUUUUCACUAAAUCUCUUUGUGAAUAGCUGAGACCUGAGAUGUAACUGUCCGAGAUGACUUGUGUGGGAUCUAUUUUAUGUUACUAUUUGUCAGAAAGGAGUGUUUGGUUCUUCACUAGAUAUGAAACUUUUAGUUAGAUCAAAAUUUGUCACAGCUGCAUGCAUGGUAGUGGAUUUCUGAAAUUCCUCUGUUUGGUUUCCAGGGGCUCAUUUUUAACUCAGAAUAAGUCAUUAACCUCUCCUCAUGUUAGAAUCCCUGCUGUUCCUCUUCCAAUGCUUUGAGUAACAUAAGUUAAGGGACACCAUCAGAGCAUUUAUUUAUGUUUUUAAUCACUGUGUAUUUGUGUUUACAAGAUGACUCUGAAGAAUGAAGGAUAUGUAUGUGGCUGAAGGUCAGAAAGGUGGGGUGUGUACAGGGCACACAGGUUACACUGACAAAGUCCAGCAUUGUUCUUUUGAAGAAACUGGGCUGGUGUAAGAUAAAUCCCAGUAACUAAGAACAUGCAGUGUGAUGAAUCCAUUACAGAGCCCUGCUGUAGCUGAAAUGAUGUUUGACAGUUUGGAAAAAUAUUAAUGUAAGUGGAAAAAGGGUUUUUAUAUCAUGAUUGUGUUGAUAAAUGGGUUGAUAGCUGAUUUUGGAAAUUUCAAAAGCAAACUAUCAGUAUUUUUUAAAUUAAAUUUGUUGGGAAAUGUGUUUCCAUCAAAGGGACGGGUGCCUUAGAGGGAAUUGCAUAUUGAUUAAAAAAAAAAAAAAAAAAGCAAUGGACCUCCAGCAUUUAAAUGCACCUUCAUUUGUUUGUUUGUACUGAAGUGAAUUUGCUUCAUUCAUUUUUAGACCUCUUUUGAAUUCAAUGAUGUCAUUUCCUUUUAUUCAGAGUUUCUUUGCAUAUUUGACUCUUUCUUGUUUUUCUCAUGUUUCGUGUUUUUCUGGGAUUUCCUCAUCUUUACCAAAGAUCAAAUUCCUGCUGUAAAAUGUUUUGUAGUUACAAUAAUCUGGACAUUAUCACAUCAACUGGCCAACAGGAUCUAAAAGCAAGUGUCGUGUGUGCUGUGCUUUUGUUUGGUGAUGUUUUAUCCAAAAUUGUGCAUGAACAUUAUGAACAUAAUUAUCAAGCGUCUGUCAUUUAUAUCUCUGAACUGUGCACUCUGAACUGAUCUCC